AUGGCGAAAAGCAAGGCAAAUUGUAAAAAACUCCAAGAGGCUCUCCAAAACUUGGGACACCCUGGACUGGAUGUUGGAAGCUGGAGGCCAGCAGGCAAGCUUCCUGGAGCAGAGCUGUUGGGACCCAGCAGCCACCCUGGGAGGGAGCAGCCCUGGCUGGGCUCCGUCUGCUUCACGCAAGGGCUGCUCGGCCAGUUUAAUCCAGUGGCACUUUGGCUGCCUCACAAGGGCAUUUCCAACAGGGCCCGUGGACAGUUAGAGGUCAGAGGCGGGGAGGGCGUGGUGGAAGAGGAGGGGCAGGGAGACAGGUGCAGGGGCGUUUACCUGGUCAGCAGCACAGGAGCUAAGAAAGCCAGGCAAACUCCAGAGGACGACGACAGGCUGUGGAGAGCGACAGGAGAGAAACCCUCGCAGAGGCCAAGAGGGCUGCAGCACCCAGCCUGCUCGCCCCCAUCGCUGAAUCGGCCCUUUUCUUUUAUCCCGAGGGCCCUGCAGAGACUGAUGGGGCAGGUGGACACAGAAGGGGGAUCCAAAACCCGGAAGGGGGAAGGGGGAUUCGAGGAGGAGGGCAGAAUUCUGGUUCUGGAGAAAAACUGGAGACCUUGGCCGAAAGCCCGGAGGCGGGUUCAAGGCUGCCUGGAGUGGGUGAAGCGGCAGCUGUUCCGGGUGGGGGACGACUGGUACUUCCUUUUUGCCCUGGGGGCCCUGAUGGCUCUUGUCAGCUUUGCCAUGGACUUCACUGUCUCCAGGGUGGCAAACGCUCACAAAUGGCUUUAUCAAGAAGUCGGUGACUAUCCGGUGCUGAAGUACCUGGCCUGGACGAUUUACCCCGUUGCCUUGUCAGCUUUUUCCACCGGCUUUGCCCAGAGCAUCACCCCACACUCGGGAGGUUCCGGCAUCCCAGAGCUCAAGACCAUCCUGACAGGGGUCCUGCUGGAGGAGUACUUGGCCAUAAAGAAUUUCGGGGCCAAAGUCGUGGGGCUGACCUGCACCUUGGCCUGUGGCAGCACCAUCUUCCUGGGCAAAGUGGGCCCUUUCGUCCACCUCUCCAGCAUGAUUGCGGCCUACCUGGGGAGAAUUCGGACCUCGGUCUCUGGGGAGUACGAGAAUAAAAACAAACAGAACGAGAUGCUGGUGGCAGGAGCAGCGGUUGGUGUGGCAACGGUCUUUGGGGCACCCAUCAGUGGGGUCCUGUUCAGCGUGGAGGUCGUGUCAUCCCACUUCGCAGUCCGGGACUACUGGAGGGGCUGCUUUGCCGCCACCUGCGGCGCCUUCCUGUUCCGCCUCCUCGCCGUCUUCAACAGUGAACAAGAAACCAUCAUGGCUCUGUUCAAGACCAGCUUCAAGAUCGAUUUCCCCUUCGGCCUGCAGGAGACUCUCUUCUUCAUGUUCUUGGGCAUAGUCUGUGGGGGCGUCAGUUGCGCCUUCCUCUUCUGCCAGCGCUGGUUCCUGGGCUACGUCCGAAGGAAUUCAUUCACGGCCAAGCUCCUUGCUUCAGAGAAGCCCCUUUACUCGGCCCUGGUUGCCUUCCUGCUCUCCUCCAUCACCUUCCCCCCGAGCUUGGGGCAAUUCAUGGCUUCCAGGCUGAGCAUGAAGGAGCUUCUCACCUCUCUCCUUGACAACCGCACCUGGGGCGUCCUUUCCCAGAAUGCGUCACUGGACUGGCCUCUCCAAGUCGAUCCCCAGGAUCUCUGGCUCGAGUGGUGGAACCCACACGCCACUGUCUUGGGCUGCCUGGUGGUUUUUCUGGUGAUGAAGUUCUGGAUGCUGAUCUUGGCUACCACCAUGCCCAUGCCUGCUGGAUAUUUCAUGCCCGUCUUCAUCUACGGCGCUGCCCUUGGCCGCUUGGUGGGAGAGGCCAUGGCCUUUCUUUUCCCCAAGGGUGUAACUUCGGAGGGAGCCACUAGUUUCAUCAAUCCUGGAGGCUACGCGCUGGCAGGGGCAGCCGCUUUCUCCGGAGCAGUCACCCACACCCUCUCCACUGCUUUGCUGGUCUUUGAAAUGACGGGGCAGAUUGCCCACAUCUUGCCCGUCACCCUGGCAGUCCUCAUUGCGAAUGCCAUCGCACAGAAGUCCCAGCCCUCCUUCUAUGACGGCACCAUCAUCGUCAAGAAGUUGCCCUACCUACCCCGUAUCCGGAGCAGACACAUUGGCUCCUACAAGGUCACCACACAAGAGUUCAUGAACACUGAAUUCAUUGCCCUGCCUAAGGACGCCUCUUUCCAGGAGACCCUCCGAAUAGCCACCUCUACAGAUGACCUGGAGUAUCCAGUUGUUGACAGCACGGAAUCUCGGAUGCUGGUGGGAAUGGUGCAGAGAUCGGAGGUGAUCAAGUUUCUCCAGACCAAGGAGGACAACGGCAGCACCCCCCACAAGGAGCAUGGGGAGGAGACUUGGCCCAAGCAGUCUUUGGGAGACAGUUGCACCAUCGACCCAGUCACUCUGCAGUUGUCCCCGUGGACGUCCCUGCACCAGGCACACAACCUUUUUGAGUUGCUGAAUUUGCAGAGGGCAUUCGUCACCCAACUAGGAAAGAUAGUGGGGGCUGUCUCCAGGAACGAGAUAAGAAAAGCCAUCGAAGACCUGGCAAAUCCCAAAGUGGCAAAGUAAGACGGAGGGCUGCCUUCCCAGCUGCCAGCAAGAGGCCAGCAAACAGCAGACAGGGCAGCAACAUCCCAAGCGAUGAAUGCAGGAAGCGGAUGAUGUGCGCGACGAUAAGAAGCUGUCCAGCUCUGUUUCCAAACCUCUCCCUUCUCCCCUGAGAGCAGGGAGUCCUAGUAUGUGCUGGAUUAAAUCAGUUUCUGAACAUUUAGAUUACA
Molecule: messenger RNA, 2819 nt
Organism: Eublepharis macularius
Lineage: Eukaryota; Metazoa; Chordata; Lepidosauria; Squamata; Eublepharidae
Gene: CLCNKA
Product: chloride voltage-gated channel Ka
Exons: 21
Coding region: 1-2610 (869 amino acids)
Biological process (GO): transmembrane transport; chloride transport
Cellular component (GO): membrane
Molecular function (GO): voltage-gated chloride channel activity
Source: RefSeq, a predicted model, not a curated record